Molecule: messenger RNA, 2520 nt
Organism: Mesocricetus auratus (golden hamster)
Lineage: Eukaryota; Metazoa; Chordata; Mammalia; Rodentia; Cricetidae
Gene: Dmp1
Product: dentin matrix acidic phosphoprotein 1
Exons: 6
Coding region: 119-1612 (497 amino acids)
Biological process (GO): ossification; extracellular matrix organization
Cellular component (GO): extracellular matrix
Molecular function (GO): extracellular matrix binding
Source: RefSeq, a predicted model, not a curated record
CUCAGAACAGCUGGGGGAGCGGCUUCUUUCAGAUCCCUCUGUGAGGACCUCAACUUGGCUUUUGACCUUUUGGGAAAAGACCUUGUGAAUUAUCCAGGGUAGAGGAAUCACAUCAAAUAUGAAGACCGGCAUCCUCCUUAUGUUCCUUUGGGGGUUAUCCUGUGCCCUCCCGGUUGCCAGAUAUCAAAAUACUGAAUCUGAGAGCUCAGAAGAAUGGACGGGUGAUUUGGCUCAGUCACCACCACCACCCACGGAGAGUGAGUCAUCCGAUGAGAGUAAAGUUAGCUCAGAGGAACAGACAAAUGACCCCAGUGACAGCACUGAGUCUCAAGAGGAUGUGGACCCUGACGGUGACCAGUAUGCUCAUAGACCAGCUGGCAGUCUCUCUAAGAGUGUGGGGACAGAAGCUGAUAAGGAAGAUGAUGAAGACGACAGUGGGGAUGACACCUUUGGUGAUGAGGACAAUGGUCCAGGGCCUGAAUGGGGAGGACACUCCAGACAGGACAGUGAUGAGGACUCUGCAGACACCACACAAUCCAGUGAAGACAGCACCUCUCAAGAAAACAAUGCCCAAGACACCGCCAGUGACAGCAGGGACCACGACAGUGAGGAGGAGGCAGACAGCCGACCUGCGGCAGGUGACUCCACUCAGGACAGUGAGAGUGAGGAACGCUGGCUGGGAGGUGGCAGCGAGGGGGAGAGUAGCCAUGGGGACGGCUCUGAGUUUGAUGAUGAAGGGAUGCUGAGUGAUGACCCUGAGGGCAGCAGGAGCGAGCGAGGACACUCCAGGGUGAACAGUGCUGGGAUGAGUUCAAAAGAAUUGAAAGGGGACCUCGAGCUCAUGGGCACUCAGGAUGACAGCCAAUCUGUGGAAUUUUCAAGCAGCAAGUCCUUUAGAAGGUCCCAGGUCUCUGAGGAAGAUGACAGAGAUGAGCUUGUUGACACCAGUAGCAGGGAAACCCAGAGUGACUCCACGGAGGACACCACCUCCAAGGAGGAAAGCAGGAGCGAGUCUCAGGAGGACACCACCGAGAGUCAGUCCCAGGAGGACAGUCCGGAGGGCCAAGACCCCAGCAGCGAGUCCAGUGAGGAGGACGGGCCAUCCCAGGAAAGCAGCAGUGAGUCUCAGGAAGGGGUGGCCGGUGAGUCCAGAGGUGACAACCCAGAUAGCACAAGUCAGACAGGAGACAGUGAGUCCAGUGAGGAGAACAGCUUGAUCUCACUCUCCAGCUCGGAAAGUCAGUCCAUAGAGGAGCAAGCUGACAGUGAGUCCAACGAGAGCCUCAGACUCUCAGAGGAAAGUCAGGAGUCAGCCCAGGAUGGGGACAGUUCCAGCCAGGAAGACCUCCAGUCUCAGAGUGCUUCAAGGGAGACCAGGAGCCAGGAGAGUCAGUCUGAGCAGGACAGCGCUUCUGAGGAAGAGGGGGACAGUGACUCUCAGGAGAGUAGCAGAUCCAAAGAAGAUAGCAACUCUACAGAGAGCACUUCAAGCAGUGAGGAGGACAGCCACCCCCAAAACAUGGAGGCUGACAGCAGGAAACUAACAGUUGAUGCUUACCACAACAAACCCAUCGGGGACCAAGAUGACAAUGAUUGCCAAGAUGGCUACUAGCAUUAGCUUGUCUAAGAAAUGGCUCUCACAGGAAUGAGUCUUGGGGGUCUUAAGAAUAGGGAGUUCACUACAACUAUAACUUAGUGAUGGUUUGAUCAGACAUAAUACUGGGGCCAUUUCUUUCUGUGAGGAAUUGUUCAAUGUCACACUGUUUUCUAGGGAGUCACCCACUCCUAGAAGUUUAAGUUAUAUGACAUGAAUGAGAACAGGCACAGUAAAAGUGCACAGUAGCUUCACAUGUGAACGUGCCCUAACUCACUAACCUGACAAUUACUGGGGUUCUGUUAAGCACACAGCCCAAGGUGCUGGGGACAGGAGGGUGCUUCAGGCUCACCUUUAAAGGGUACCGAAGAAGGGAGCCCAUGCCAUGGUGGAAGAAUGCACAGAAUGUAUGGGGCACAGCAAGGUGGGACCAGCCUCGCUUUGGAGAGUUAGAGGGGUUCACAGCAGCAAAGCCUGAAGUUGGUGGGUUAUCUAGAAUUUCUCCAUUGAAGACAAUAUCAUUCUAUUUAUUCUUGAGCUAAACAGCAUUAAAUCUUAUACUCAAUGUUUGGUUUGUAAAAGCAUUCUCAAAUGGUGACACAAUGGGAAAUCUUGGAUAAACAUUUUUUUCCCAAUUCAUUUACCACAUCAGUGUGUUUGUGUGCCUUCUGUAGACACUGCCUUAUGGAUGAUGCUAUGGGUAAUUUGGUGGGGAGGUAGGAGAAAAAAUAAUUUUAACAAGGAUAUAUAGUUUUAUUUUUUCCAAACUAUCCCGAGUCUUUUACAUGUGUUGCACAUAGCAAAAUUCUGUACAUAGGACUCGACUGUUUUUUUCUUUUUGUAUUGUGUGUUUUUUUCUCAAGUGCUAUUGAAGUGUUACCUCAUGAAAAAGUCUUUGUUUUGUAAUAAAGAUAAUAAUUCCCAGA